Synchytrium microbalum is the source of this 7530-nucleotide messenger RNA. RefSeq lists its product as uncharacterized. The record is from RefSeq and is a predicted model, not a curated record. Lineage: Eukaryota; Fungi; Chytridiomycota; Chytridiomycetes; Synchytriales; Synchytriaceae. Gene Ontology annotation, biological process: cell-cell adhesion. Gene Ontology annotation, cellular component: ruffle; cytoskeleton; focal adhesion. Gene Ontology annotation, molecular function: structural constituent of cytoskeleton; integrin binding; actin filament binding. The transcript is spliced from 8 exons. Bases 1 to 7530 code for a protein of 2509 amino acids.
AUGUCGCAUCUUUCGUUAAAGGUCACGGUGGUGGAGUUGGGCACCACCAAGACCAUACAUUUCACCGGUGACAUGUCUGCGUAUGAGGCAUGUAAAGAAAUUCGAGAGAAAUUCGGUGCUGAAGCAGGUGGUUCCGAUCACGGUAUAUUCUGGCCUGCUCAAACGAAAUGGCUGGCCAACAACAAAGUCUUGGAUUUCUAUGAUCUUACUUCUGGUGAUGAGGUGGAAUUCAAGAAGAAACACCGACCAUUACGUGUCCGUACUAUGGAUGGUAGUGUCAAAACUGUAUUGAUUGAUGAGAGUUUACCUGUUCAAGCUAUCGUUGUUACUGUUUGUGAGAGGAUUGGUGUGGCCAAUCCUGAAGAAUACUCCUUUUUACCUGAUGGUCCCAUGUUUGAUGAAGGUGGUACUGUAAGAGGAACAAUGCGAAAGAAGGGAAAGGCACAUAUCGAAGAAGAGGCAAAAUGGCUCAAUGCCGAAAAGACUCUCAGAGAACAAGGAUUUACGGAAAACGACAGUGUCUUGUUAAAGAAAAAGUUCUUCUUUUCUGAUCAAAACAUUGACAGAAACGAUCCAGUCCAACUCAAUCUACUCUACAACCAAGCUCGUGAAAUGAUUGUAUCAGGAAAACAUCCAUGUACCAAAGAUGAAGCCGGUCUUUUUGGGGCUAUUCAAUUACAAACACAGUAUGGAAACCAUGAACCUGAUAAGCAUCGCCCAGGAUUUGUCAAGAUGAAGGAAUUCGUCCCUCCAGAAUACGUGAAAAACAAGGACGUUGAAAAGAAAAUGUACAGCGAACACUCCAAGCUCCAGGGCUUGAACGAACUCAAUGCCAAGUUUAGAUACGUGCAAUUGAGCAGAUCACUUAAAACUUAUGGUAUCACUUUCUUCUUGGUCAAGGAACGAGCUGAGAAGAAGAGCAAGCUUGUAGAAGUAUUAUUGGGUGUCACGAAAGAGUCUGUGGUUCGUCUUGACGUUGAAAGCAAGGACGUUAUCAAAACAUGGCGUCUGACUCAACUGCGUCGUUGGGCAGCUUCACCAAAUAGUUUUACCUUGGACUUUGGUGAUUACGCCGAUGCAUACUACAGUGUGUUGACCACUGAAGGAGAACAAAUAUCCCAACUGAUUGCUGGUUAUAUUGAUAUUAUUCUCAAAAAGAAAAAGGCAGCCGACAGACAAGUGCCAGAUGAAGAAGAAGAGCACGCAGCUGUAGAAGAAUAUGUCCGUCCCGGACGUGCACAAGCAGUUGGUUUGGCUCAAGCUGCUCAACGUGCCGGUAACGUGCAAAAUGUCGGUCAAGUCCAACAAGUCGAUAUGCAACGUAUGCAAUUUGCACGUCAAGGACCCAUAUCGCUGCAAUAUGCCGACUAUGGAGCAGAUGUAAAUGGUGAUUUGCAAGUAGCUCAGCAGACUCUAUUGACAAACAUGCAAAAUGGCCAUGCAGCUAUCGCCAAUGUACUCCAAUCACUGGGGUCUGCUUUGGAAUUGCCCCCUAUGGGAUCUGAUCCUGCCUCAAUGGCAUGGAGAGAACAAACCCGUGAUGUCAACGGUGAAAACAUUGCUUCACAAAUCGCCUCGUAUCUAGCUGCUGCUGGAUCUCUUGUUAUCCAUGCUACCGGAGACGUUGCAAAUCAAGACUACGAUCGUAUAUCAGCCAAUAUGGCUACUAUUUGCUCUAGUUUAGGUCAAAUGUCUACUGCAAUCAAGAUGUUGGCGGCGCUAUGUGAUAAUGCACAGGAAGGAAACGAAUUAUUAAGUUGUGCUCGUCGUCUUGCAACUUCUUUAAACGGACUAUUAGCUGCUACGCGUCCCGUCGUACUGGGUGAGGCCAAGAGUGAACACAUGUAUCAAGCCAUAAGAGACCUUACAGCCUCAUCAAAUCAAAUGCUUGCCAUGCUUAAAAAGGUCGAAGUGCCCGAAGAUGAUCAAAAGGAAUUGGUCGUCCGAGCCAAGGCUGUUGAAAAUGCCUCUCGUGGAUUUGCCGAAUAUGCUCAGCGUACUAGUGCCGGAAUCCGUGACAAAACAGCUGCCAAUCAAGUCCUGCUUGACGCCAACGCUGUCACACAAUUGGCAUCUCAGUUAUUGGCUUGUACGGGUGUUUUGGCACCCAUGAUCUUAUCACCGUUAUGUCUCGAUCAACUAUUAGAAGGAUCUGUCUUGCUCCAAGACAGUGUCGAAACUACAUCUCUGACUGCUCAAGGCUGUAACGCACCUAAAGCUCUGCGAGACUUGCAAGACUCUACUCAGCAAAUCAAUGACGCUAUUGCUAAACUAGUAGAAAAAGCCAAACAUCCAAUCAAGGAGGAAGAAGUGUCUGAACUUGACUUGCAAUAUGACCGUGUCGUCAACUCCGUGGAUAUGAUGUUGUCGCAUCUAGGGUCUGGAGAUGGUAUUGUAGGUGCCGCUAGAGAUCUCACCGUUACCGCUACUACCUUUAUAAAUGCACUGAAAGCUUCUGGUGGUGGUGUAGAAGCUGAUGAACGUAAACGGCUAGCCUCCGCAGCCCACAAUCUUGCUGAAGCUACUGCUCGAAUGGUAGCAGCUGCUAAAGAUGCAGCGCGUAAUCCAUCUGAUAUGGAUCGUCAAGUCCGAUUGAAGGAUGCCUUGGCUGAACUACAAGAAGCAGCAGGUGAAGCUAUUGGAGCUCGUGUCCGACAAAAGGCCUUCCAGAAAUUGGCUAAAGCUGCUAAAGACGCCGUCUCGUCCUCCAACCAAAUCAUCACAGCAUCCAAGAAUGCUGCACCUUCUAACCGUAACCAGGCCUCUCAACAACAACUCAACUUGGCUGCCAAAAGGGUUGCCGAAGUUACUCCGACAUUGGUUACGGCAAUCAAGGCUUAUAAUGCUGAUCCAGAAGACACGAACGCUCAAAUGCGUCUGGUUAAUGCUUCUAAACAGCUAAUUGUACCCGGCCAAUCUCUCAAUGCUGCUUCUAGAGCUGCAGCGCCCACAACAGGGGAUCAAGCUGCUCAAGCUGGAUUGAUUUCAGCUGCCCAGCAAAACUCUACGUCUUUGGAGGCUUUGAGUAAAACAUUCGAGUUGGCUGAGAGUAUCAAAUCUGGCUUCCAACUUGAAUCUGCUCUCGAGGUUGUACAAAAAGUACAUGCCGAUAUGGUCGAAGCUUGUGGUGCACCUAGUAAAGUUAAAGCACAACCUGGUCAAACUGUUGAAUCGUCUCAACUUGAAAUUCAAAGUGUCACUAAAUCUAUGAUUGGUGCUAUUGGUCAAAUGACUGCUUCCAUGGAGAAGGGAGACGAGAAGUUUAUGGGAAUCGCUGCUACAGAUCUUGUCAAUUUGGUCCAAGCAUUAUCUGCUGCCGCUAAAGCUGUAUGUGGUACCAGCAAUGAUCCCGACACCAAGAGUCAGAUCCUUGAAGCUGCUGCCAACUUGGCUGCUGAGAUUGCUAGAAUGCUUGAAGCUGCUAAAGCCGGUCGUGAUGGUACUGCUGUUACGGAAGCUGCUUUGAAAGACUUGGCUCAUAGUGCUACUGAAGCAGUGACUGCUAUUGCACAAUGCUUGCCUGGUCAACGUGAUAUAGAUAGAGUUCGUGUUACUGUAGAACGUCUUCAAAGUCAAAUCGCGUCUGGUAAAUUGGCUCAACUUGGAAAUGGAAAAGAUUCCUUUCAAACUGCCCAAAACAAACUCGAAGUUGCUACCAAUGCACUUGUACUGUCUAUGAAUAAUCUAGUAGCUGCUACAAAAGGAACUCCAUCUGAACUUAUUAUUGGUGUCAAGGGCUUUGAAAGCUCGAUAAAUAAACUUGCUGAGGCAGCGGGUAGUUUUGCUGGUAAAGAUGCCGAAACUGCUGAAAAGAUUCAGGCUCUAUUAUCGGAUGUAUUUACUGCCAGUGCAGCUCUACUAUCUAGUACCAAACUCGUUGCUGCAGACCCGACCAACGGCAUUGAGAAGAGCAGACUCAUGGAUGCUGUACGUAGUGUAGGUGAAUCUCUGAGCAAGCUUAUGGAAGGAUGCGCUGUCUCUGCACCCGGACAGUCAGAGUGUAACAAGGCAUUGCAAACUCUUGCUAUCGCUAAUGCUCGUCUGGAUGCCGUCAACGAUGCUACACCAAAUAACGAUACUUACGCAGAGUCAUUGGCCAUUGUGAGCAGUCAAGUCAAACAACUGUCUUCGCAGCUCAAUAGUAUGCUGGCAGCUGCCCGAUCAGGAGAUGCCAACAAGCUUGCUUCAGGUGUUACCGAUGUCAGUGAUUUGAUCUCGAGUAUUACAGAAGCGAAUUGUAGAGCUGUAUGUCUUAUUGGAUUGGCAGAUCCUUCCUCCGUAGCGGCUACAAGUGGUGCGGUAGAUACCACCAUCUUCUCUAAGACCACUGCUGAUAUGAGGGCUGCUUUUGAUAAACUGGUAAAUCCUAAUAACAAGCAACAAGAUGUUGUUGAACAUGCUGCUCAAGUCGCAAAACAUACUGCUGCCUUGUGUAAUGCUUGUAAGAAAGCAGGUGCUGAUCCAGCAGUCAGUGGAAUGGCUCGCCAACGCUUUAACGAAGAAGCUCGAGACAUUGCAGCUAUUACUCAAGAUCUAGUCCAGAGCAUUAAAGUAUUGGCGGUCAAACCAUCUGAAGUCACUCGCAGUAGAUGUGUCGCUGCAUUUGCACCUUUACUAGAGAAGGCCAAUGUAUUGGUGGAAUACACUCGAUCUGGCGAGUUUGCUGGUGAACCUGCCAGAUUCUCACCUAUGGCUCAAGCAUCUCAACGCCCACUCGUCGAUUCCAACCGUAAUGCUAUUGGAUCCGCACAAGGAGUAUUCGAAACAUCGAGAAUGUUGUGUGCAACUCCGAAAGAUAGUGCUGCUAUUCAACUCUUGCAAUCACAAGUUAAAUCUCUGACUGAUGCUAUUCAAAGUCUGACUUCAUCGAUUGCUUCUGGUGCUCCUGGACAACAAGAAUGUGAUGAGGCUCUUGAAAAGAUUACUGAUACAGUGGCUGCUUUAGAUGGAGCUGUUGUCGAUGCUAUGGCUGGACGAUUAAAAGCUCAACCUGGACAAGAUCCCUCUCAUUUGGUUGAUACUGGUCGUGCAUUGGUGUCUCUUGCUGAUGUCAUUGGUGAUAAUGCCAAGAGUAACGGUGCUGAAUUGGGAGCUUCGGUGUUGCAACUACCAGCUACGUUUGCCCAAUUCGCCUCAUAUGCCGGUUCAUGUGCUGCUGGUCUCAAGGACGCAAAUCAGCAAAAGUCUCUUUUGGAAGCAGCCAAGGAUGUGGGAGAUUUGAUGCUUGCUUUCUUGCACGCUGCCAAAGCCAAUGGUGGAAACAGUCUAGAUAUUGGCAAGCAGCAACAAGUAGAUGCUCAACGUGAAUUAUUCCAAGCCAGUAUAAAGAAGGUCACGGCCUUUGUCGAGGGCACUGGAGAAGAGACAGCCGAGUUUACAGCUGCUGCCGAUCAUAUUGAAGCAGGAUUGAAGAACUUCAAAUCUAAGAUUCCAGCUCGUGUAGGCGAAACAUACCAAGCAUAUGCAACUCAAGUUGAUACCCAAGGCAAACAGUUAUUGGAAGCUAUUGGUGAAGCAAUCUCAAAAGCCAAGACUCGAGAACAGUUUGCUGCACUCGCCAACCGAGUCAGCACUGUCUUUGACGAUAUUAUCCUAUCUUCUGGUUGUGCUAUUGCUGCAUCUGACGAUCCGAGUAUCAAGCAAUCGAUUACAGAAGCAGUUCGAGAUUUGGGUGGAGCUUUGAUGCGUCUCUUGGAUGCAUCUCGAUUAGCAUCACGAGGAACCGAUAAUGUAAACCGUAGUAAACUCAGCUCAGCAGCUCGAGAAACCGCUUCAUCUACUUCCAACCUCCUCAAUGCUGUGCGUGAAGGAUCCAAAGGUAUUAUUGCAUGUGAAAACGCCAACAGUAAUCUGUCGUCCCUUAUCGGUGAUAUGGAAACGACGACCAUCUUUGCUCAAGCUGGACAACUUGACCCAAUGGACUCCAAAGAUAAUUUUGGUCGUCACAAGGAUGCUAUUCUCACUAAUGCCCGUCAAUUGAUUGAAUUGACAAAGAGGUUUAUUGCAGCUGCUACUGGUACUCAGAAUGAUCUAGCAGAUGUAGCAGGAGCUGCUGUACAAGUCAUGGCAUCUUUAAUGGAGCAUUCUAAAGCUGGCGCAACUGCCGUAACAUCAGCUGAUAAAAAUAUGCAAGUACAACUCUUGGCUGCAGUUCGUGCUGUAGCUGAAUCCCUUCAAGGUCUGGUUACUGCGGCCGGUGUUGCAUGCGGUCAACCCGAAAACGAUCCAUCUAUGAACGACUUGGGUGAUAGUGUCAAGAUGCAGUUUGGUGCUGUUGCUGAACUUAUUAGAGUAGCUAAAUUGCUGGGUGACGAAGCAUCUCGUGGAAUCCGAGCUCUUGAGGGGGCUGCUUCCGAAAUUGAUGAGGCUAUAACUGUAUUAGAAUCACAAUCACCAGCUCAAGGAACUGCUCUUCCGGAAGAAGUCGCUGCUAUUGCCAAACAACUCGCUACCGCUUCGGCUGGAUUGGUGUCUGCUAGUAAUGGUGCCAAACAAGAUGAUGUCGUUGCUGCUUGCAACCAUGUCAAGAAUGUAUUUGUAGAUCUUAGUCGUGCUGGUAAAGCUGCUACUGAAAAGGCACCUGCGGAAAAGAGAAAGGAUAUGCAUCGGGCAGUUAUACAUGCUGGAGAAUCUACAAAGAUGCUACUUGGUACAGUGAAAGGUGUACAAGAAGCACCUACACCCGAACACAAGCAACAGGUACAAAAUGCAGCCAAGGAAGUCGCAGCAGCAGUCGCCACAGUCAUGCAAUCUUGUGGUGCAUUGAUUCCAGGUGGUUAUGUAGAUCCAAAUGAUCCGAACGUCAUUGCCGAACGUGAAUUAUUGGCUGCUGCCUCAUCUAUAGAAGCUGCAGCACGUAAACUCGCUCAAAUGAAACCACCAGAACGACCACGUCAAGCCAACGAAGAGCUAGGAUUUGAUGAACAAAUAUUCGAAGCUACUCAAGCUAUUGCCUCAGCCUGUGCUGCACUCAUCAAGUCUGCAACUGGUGCUCAGCGUGAAAUCGUAGCUCAACAAGGCAAUGCCAAGAAAUCCGAUAAAGUGUAUUAUAGUGAUGGAACAUGGUCGGAUGGUCUUGUAUCUGCAGCUAAAGCCGUGGCUGCUGCCACUGGAGAUCUCUGUGCUGCAGCCGAUGCAGCUGUCAAGGGCAACGUGGAUCGAGAACGUGUAAUAGUCGCGGCUCGUAACGUAUCAGCUUCCACCACCCAGUUAUUAUCGGCUGCCGCUACAAGUGUAGAUCCAAACUCCCAGUCACAAAUACGUCUCCAAGCUGCUGGAAAGGCCGUCACAUCUGCUGCAGAUCAACUGUGCAAGGCUGCUGAUCAAUCCAUGAUGUUUGAUGAUGCUGAACAAAUAACGUCAGAUCUCAUGAAGGGUGGUGCUACAAACUCUAGAGUGGUUGAAAUGGAAGCACAAGUAUCGAUUCUCAAGAUGGAGAAGGAACUGGAGAAUGCUAGGAAGAAAUUGGCUGCAGUGCGAAAGGGCAAAUAUGAUGUCCAGACAGGGACUGUCAGGGGGCCCAAGAAAUAA